Messenger RNA from Hemicordylus capensis (graceful crag lizard), 4917 nucleotides. It is a transcript of the gene RNF24, whose product is annotated as ring finger protein 24. Gene Ontology annotation, cellular component: endomembrane system. The transcript has 6 exons. Gene Ontology annotation, molecular function: ubiquitin protein ligase activity; zinc ion binding. The coding region runs from base 173 to 622 and encodes 149 amino acids. The record is from RefSeq and is a predicted model, not a curated record. NCBI's taxonomy places the organism in Eukaryota, Metazoa, Chordata, Lepidosauria, Squamata, Cordylidae.
AGACUCGCAGAAAUGAACGAAGGGGGUGGAGUGUUCCACAUCCGGGUCUCUUUCCCGCUGCUGUGUGUCUGUCCUAGGCUGGCAUUGAGUGGCGUUUCUGACUGUGUGAAGCGGCUGCCAACGUUCGGAGGUGUCCAGACUCUUCCGCCGGCGCAUCUCCUCUGGACCAUCCAUGAGCUCAGAUUUCCAGCAUUACAGUUUCAGGAUGCCAAACAUUGGAUUCCAGAAUCUGCCUCUCAACAUAUACAUUGUGGUCUUUGGCACUGCCAUUUUUGUGUUCAUCCUUAGUUUACUCUUCUGCUGCUACCUAAUCAGGCUCCGACAUCAAGCCCAUAAAGAGCUCUACGCCUACAAACAGGUUAUUCUAAAGGAAAAAGUCAAAGAACUCAACUUACACGAGAUCUGUGCUGUUUGUUUGGAGGAAUUCAAGCCCAAAGAUGAGCUGGGAAUCUGUCCAUGCAAGCAUGCCUUCCACAGAAAGUGCCUCAUCAAGUGGCUGGAGGUGCGGAAAGUCUGCCCGCUCUGCAACAUGCCGGUUCUCCAGCUGGCCCAGCUUCACAGCAAGCAGGACCAUCACGGGCCCUCCCAAGAGCCCCUCCCCGGGGCAGCCAACAUCGUAUAGCUCCCCAUGGGCCUUCCGCUUCUCCAACACAACCCGUAGCCUGACAGACCCCUGCAGAGGCUCGCCAUUCUGUGACCGUGCUGCUUAUGGCCUUGGAGCCUUCGCCAGGAUGCCCUUUGUCUCUUGAAGAGCUCCCAAGAUGCCCCUGGAGGAGGAGGAGGAGGACGAGGAGGCGGCCCAGGUGCUGGGCUGGCAGAAACAUCCGUGGUGCCACGCCCGCCCGUGCAACAAGAAGGCAAGCCAAUGUGCUUUGGCUUUUAUGAGUUUCCUUUUCAGCAGAGCACUUUACAAAGGCUGUGCACCGGUUGAGUGCCUGCCUGUCUUUUGACUUGAGCUGGACACAGACGGUGCAGGAGAGAGAGAGGAAGCCCAAAGUAGAGAGCCGAGAGGCACAGCCCGGGGAGGGCAGGUGGGCAUCUUCUUGUCUGUGGAUGAAGAGACUCUGCACGCUCCUUGGGAAAACUGGGCCCUGCAAUUCCACACCCACCCACCCACCCCCUGGUUACCUCAUACCGUAUUGCCUGUGGCGUCCGGGAUUAAGAACAGCGAGGCCAAAUCCUGACCCUGUUGUAGGGUUCUCCAGGGCGUCCAACAACUCUCUGUGUCUCUCUCUCUCUCCGCUUGGAGAGCACUAGCAGAACCCACUCCAGCCUCUGAGGAAGACGGAGUGCCUAGAGAGCGAGGUUUGGGCUUCCUGCAAGGAGGCACAGAGCUUGCUCGGUUAAAGAGCAAGCCCCGUUUAUCUGCCAGUGGCCUGUUUGGUACCGUUGAGCACCUGACUCCCACCGCUGCUGAAUUCCUGCCUUGGAAAAUGAUCCUUUAAGUGCCCCUGGAAACAAGAAGCAGGGGGAAAAAUCUCACAGUUGACUGUCACCCUAACAAACAACUUCCUCAUCCACGGGAAGCAAAGGAAACAACCAGCCCCUCUCAGCUUCCAGUGGGAAGGGCUGAUGAUCAGUGACUCGGAUUCGGCACUGGAGCGUUGCUAGUCAUCUUGCAGUAUGAAUUCUUUUUGAGCCACGUGCCAGCACAAAGGGCGUUCUCACUCAUGAAGUGGCUCUUGCUUCGAUUGGGUUUGCGAUGUGGGUGUUAAAAUCUACAUUGGCUAGAAGGCUCAUUUGUGUUACAAAUGCCACUCCUCCUCCAGCUCUCUUCCAAUCACUUCAGACAGAUUGUCCAACAGGCUCGAACGAGCCUCACAUGUGAAAAUGCCCUUAGGUUUUUUGCUCCUCCAUGUAAGAACUUUCCAGCUCUCUGCUUUAGUGUUUUCAGUGUCGAGGGAGGCCUUGAAUUCCCCGCAAUCCAGUCAUGUUGCUGCUGCUUUAUGCCAGGCCUAAAUUACUUGCAAGCCAGAAAAGUUUUGUUUUCCCCCAGCGCAGAACUGGGGCAAUUGCACACUGAGCAAGGCAAGUAGGUUAGGAUUUUUUUUGUUGUUGUUUAAAUCUGGUGCAGAACUCCACAUUCUCUUUCCUUUUUAGAAAAGAAAACAACUUCCUAGCCCUCGUUGCUGUAGGAAGAAGCUAGACAGUAUAUUGGUCGUCUGUAGUGAAUUCUCAGAAUUGGCUGGGAAGAAAAAAAUAGGGAUGAGGUUAAGUUCUCAGCAACAAAUUUCUGAACUUGCAUAACUUAUUUGGGGCAUAGUACAGCUUUUCUCGCUACAGGAUUUGGCUUACCUUGGCGAAAAAAGUGGAUCUCUCUAGUGAAGAAGAUGCUUCCAAGUGCUGUCGAUCUCACAAGUUCUGAAUAAUAGUGUCCGUCUUGAAACUGGAGUUGAGGACCUCUCCGCAGUGAAGUUCUCUAUGGAGUCCUACUCAGAUUCCUACAAAUACUUGUUCUGUGUUACUCUGCAGUUUGCAAAAAUCUAUCGCUCCAAGGAGCUGGAGCCUGCUGGGGGGCUUGAACAGAUUGGAUACAAAGUCAUGUGGUGACAGGGUCAAGUUCUGGUUCUGCUUGCAGAAGGCAGAAGUUAGCCAAAGGCCGGGUGUUCCUCUUAGAUGACUGUCAGUGUGGAGACCUGCCUCGUCAGCACAAAAGGCGACACAGAUGGCAGUUGGGGUGGGAGGGCCCUUUUUGGACUGUACAACCUGAGCCUACAAGUGGGAGAACGGAACUGCAGGGCUAAAUAUAAGGAAAGCACUCUGUUUCUAGAUAAAGCCAAGGAAGAAGUGUGUGGGGUGCUAUUCUGCCUUGGUGUGUGUGUGUGCUCCUCCUUCCUUUCACAAACAAGUUGUGCAGGAAUUUGGAUUGUAAACCUGCAAAAGCUGUCUAACUAGAAGUGACAGUGGAAAUCUCUCUGUACCCCCAUGGGAAGCCUCGUUCUCCCGGAAGCCAAUUUCAGCUCUCUCAGAUGGGAUGUCUGUUUUCAGCCUUGGGUGUUUCACUUGGCUGGGAUGAUGGCAUUUCAUCAACAUCUGGAGGGCCACACAUCACCCAACUCUGCUCUAGUCACUUGCAUUUGCCCCAUGUCUCCACUGUUAAGAUCAACAGGCCAAAGACUAGAAAGUAAUCGCUUAUAUCAUGUUGCUCCAACUUCGCCAUCACUUUUCCAUGCUCCAUUUCCCCACUGGCCAGUGGAGGAGAGCAGAGGUCCCCAGCCUUGGUUCCCUGGAUGGUUUAGGACUACAACUCCCAUCAUCCACAGCCACAAUGGCCAAAGAGGAUGGGAGUUAUAGUCUUAAACCUCUGGGGAUUCAAGGUUGGAAACCUCUGGAGCAGAGUGUUUGGAUGCUAUCUCCUCCCUACAUCUUUUGACCAGGCCACCCUCAGAUUUAUUUUUGCCAAUAUUUUUUUAUUUCAUUGAAGGAUGUUUCUGUUCUAGAGCUGGCAUAUAUCCCUCUCCUUCUGGACUCUUGUAGAGCAAUUAGCUAUCUCCGUGGUUUUCCUCACAUUGAUGGAAAGGGUGGCCUCAGCCAAAGGUGAGGUCUAAAAGCCAGUAUAAUUCUAACAAGGUUGAGUUGGCAUACAUAAUCUUGUUUUUCCAAAAUAGCACUAAAGUAUUUAGUCCUUCUGGGUUGCAGCAGAAAGCUUUGAAAACAUAUGAGCAAUAUCUCCCCUAGGGCUGAAAGACCCACAGGGCUAAAGAAAAAUCUCAGCACCUGAGCAUUUGGUGCUGGGAAUUAGGAAUUUGCACACCUUAACAUAGGUCUGACAUUUUAAAACCAUCUAAAUGAUGUAUAUUAGAGCCCUGAAAUUUGAAAUGUUUGUAAUAGUAAAUGCUGGUUAUAUUGGCAGAAUUCAUUUGUCAAAUCAAGAUGAGCAAAUAUGAAUUUUAGGGCAAAACCUUUGAUCUUAUUGACGUUUCAGUUUCCUGACCCCAAAUCUGAAUGUCACAAAAUGUCAAGGCUCUCAUUAGUAAUAUUGGAAUCUAAUUUGGCAAGUUCAAAAAAGGUAGAAAUGCAUCGGAUUUAGGCACUUUUAUUCUUGCCCCUUCACAAAAAGGAGGGGAGACACCUUGUGUUAGCUGUAGUCUCUAAAAAAUAUUCCUGGGUUCUCUCUUUCUUGGGACAGAUUAGAACUCAGUUUGCCCUUCUCUCUGACUUUGGCUUCCUGAAAAUAUCAACUUGCUUUUUAAAAAUAAGUUCAAGUUGCAAGCCCUCAUUGUUCCAGAAAAAAACAUUGGUGGAGAUCUUUGGUCAAAAUUUAUCUGGGUGUAUCGUCAUUUCAGUGUAUGUGAAAGAGACAGGAUGCCCCAACCUUUAUUUCCUUUGUGGGGCUGUUUUUAUUUAUGUUGGUGGUGAUUCAAAGGAAACCGGGAAGGGAAUUUGUUUUCAGUAUUACAUUGUACAGUGUAAAAAAAAAUUCUAGCAUUGGCACAGACUGUUCUUCUCAGCCCUUUUAGUAUGGAGUUACUUUCCUGUGGUCAAUUGACAGUGUGGCAUGCAUUUCAGUAGCGGCAGUCUCUAGGCUUAAGAGGGUCUCUUACUGUUCUAGGCCAUGUAGGAUCAGUCUGUUCCCUUCUCUCCCCCUUCUCCCUUCCCCCUCUGUAAUGUACUUGUAAAUAGCGUACGACUCUCAAGAAUGUUUAUGAACCUUGGGGAUCCUCUCGGAUUCAUAGACACGUUUGUACACUAAAAUAAAUUAAUUAAUUCUGCAGCAGAAUUUUUUUUUUAAGGACAAAGAAAACAUUUGCUGGGUUUUUAUUUUGUAAGCUAUAUUUUUGUAUAUUUAAUUGCUAUUUUAAAAUUCUAAUGCAUCUUUUUUGCUAAUCACACUAUUCUUAAAACGUGGGAGGGGGGAGAGAAAGUUUGCAUGUGAUUUGACUUGAAAUGUAAAUAAAGGCAGAUUUUCAAAAUACA